GCUAUGCGCGUUCAGCGGUUUCAAACUCCUCGCUUCCGCUCCCACUUUGCUGGGUCACUGAGCAAUUCGAGUUCUAGCUAUUCGUCUCGCGCUACUGGCACCGUCGAACGCUGACGUUGCUGAGUUUGGCGUUUGCGAUGAGGCGCGAAAACCGCUCUGCCGUACGCCUGGCGGGCGGAAGGGGCGUUGCCCCUACAUAUACCGCCGGGGCUUCAUUGUUUGACAUAACACUUGGUAGAGCAGCACACACCAUGCGGCUCACCGGUUUCGCUCUGGCAGUCAUCGGCCUACUGGCCAUCGGCGCGAGUGCCCAGCAGACGGGGCUCUACACCAGUUUCCCCUACUGCCAAUGCACCAAGACGCCCUCGGCGUAUCGGUUGUCGCCGACCGUCACAUCGACGGGCGCGGGCACCUACUGCUUCACGCUCAGCGCGAAGGUGCCGGCUGGCUGCACGCACAAGUGCUGCAAGGCUGACCUCAAGAAGAUUGAGUUCAACGUGAACGACGCGUGCGACGUCUUCUCGCCCUCUCUCAAGGCGACCAUCAACGGCGUGCGCACCAAGGUGGCCCCCGCCAUCAACAAGGCACAGAACGGCCCCGUGGGCUCCACCACCCUGGUGCUGACGCAGCUGGGUCUGGGGCUGGGCAACGACGGCGCCCAGGUCUGCAUCACGCUGGGUCUGAACAAGAACGGCAAGGGCUGCACCACCCUAGAGGAGCUGUGCGUGCCCCCGGCCGGCAUGCCCGCCGGCGUGUGCACGGCUGCCCUGUUUGACAGCCAGAACGACUGCUGCCCACUAUCCCAGGCCAACGUGCCCAGCCCGCCGCCGCCCUCUCCCCCUCCCCCGUCGCCUCCUCCUCCUUCUCCCCCUCCCCCCAGCCCGCCUGCCCGCUGCCGCGUGUGCGCCUACAUCGCCCUUCUGGACGUGAACAACAACGCGCCCUUCCCCUACUCCUUCAGCGAUGACCAAUGCGUGGAGGUCUCCGACGUCAUUGUCGCCGACAUUACCGCCCAGGCCGAAAGCGUCGGCGCCACCAUUGUCUCCGACUUCGCGCUCGUCUCCUGCCAGGGUCAGCAGAUCAAGGUGUGCGGCGAGUUCUUCUCCAACGAGGAGGGCGCGCUGCUGCAGGGCUUUGUGUCGGAGCAGGUCGCCAUCUGGCGCGACCUGAUCACCAUGGGCAGCUGCCCCGCCUACCUGACUGGCUAUACCGUGGUUGCGGCGGUUGGCGGCGACGGCACCGACGUCAACAACCUGCCGGUCACCUGCCUGGCAGCUGCCUCCAGCACCGCCUGCGCCCGGGAGACUGUGGACUUCCCCAAGUGCCAGUGCGUGACCCAGCCCUUCUCCACGCCCUUCGCUGCCAAGCCCGUCGUCACCACCAUGGACGGCCCCACCAAGGGAACCACCGCCUACUGCUUUGAGACCAUGCUGGUCACGCCAAACAACCCCGGCAGCAAGUGCGGCAAGACCGACAUGCUGCUCAAGGCCGAGUUCUACGCCGACGACGCCAAGCGCCGCAAGAUUACGAACAUCGGCGUCAAGCCCGCGGGCGGUGCCAUGAAAUGGCAGGCUCCCUCCUGGGGUGCCGUGGGCGAGUUCACGGUCAAGGCCACGCCGCUCAACUGGAGCAAGGCACAGGCCGACGGCGGCAUGCUGUGUCUGGUGCUCACCAACGACACCACCCUGAACGACUUCUGCAUGGGCAACACCGAGAAUACCUGCUGGAUUAACCUGUUCGACAGCACCAAGAACUGCUGCCCUCUGUACACGUCCAGCCUUUAAAGCGCUGUGUGCGUACAUAUUGAGCAACAUAAGCAGGCCUCUGGAGCUGGCAGGCGCAAUAAGCAGGCAGCGCUAGCAGCUACGGAUGGCCUUCUCAGCGUGGUGCGUGCGUGCGUGGGCGCUGAAACGUCCCGCGCGCACAGCACGGCUUAAUUCAUGCACGUGUGUGUGUAUGUAACAAUGCAAACGUGGGUCAAGUACUGUGUGGUGGAUGGAGUGUGGCCGGAAGGCCGGUGUGGGCGGGCGUGUAGAUUGGUAGGCCGGGUGGAGAUGUGGACAAUCGGAACAUGUAGAUAGCUCGUGACGUACAGACGCGGUUCGCAUCACGACGACGACUUUGACUGACGUGCAUUACUAUUUGGAUGCCCCGUGUGUGCAUAGCACCAGGGCAAACCCAACCCCUCUCUGCACGGAAUACAUUCGAACCUCACCGGACGGGCGGCAGGUGUGACGCGAUUUUGACGAGGCCGGCUCCGGUUUUGACUUGACCACAAUGUGACAAAAGCAAAUGGCCAAUUUUGUGGCGCCAAACGGCAAGCAAUGGACACACGCUUGAAAGCGUGUAUAUUUUGUAAGGUUCAACCAUC
Messenger RNA from Chlamydomonas reinhardtii, 2371 nucleotides. RefSeq lists its product as uncharacterized. The transcript is spliced from 4 exons. The coding region runs from base 252 to 1784 and encodes 510 amino acids. The record is from RefSeq and is a predicted model, not a curated record. Lineage: Eukaryota; Viridiplantae; Chlorophyta; Chlorophyceae; Chlamydomonadales; Chlamydomonadaceae.